GCGCUUCCGUAGUCGGGAAGUAGCAGUCUGUUGUUAGCUGUUAGCUCUGGUUGCACAAGGGCAGAUGGUCGUCGGUGUGUCCGAACGUUGUACGUUAUAUUCGAAAAGUUUCACUUUUUUAAGUUACUGUUUAGGAACGUUUCGGUUAUUAACUUCAUCUCGAAGCUGGAGAUGCCUCCUAAACCUCUGGAGCCUCUGGCCAAGAAGCUGAUGAAGGCCGUGAUCGCCCUGGAACUAAUGGGCGUCCUCGGGGCAUACGGCCUCUUCCUCAUGAUGAACAGCAGUCGAGAUUUCAGGAGCACCGUGAAAAGGAGGUUUCCAUCGAUUCUAGAAGUUUACUACAAGUCCAACGAGUGGGCAGGGGUCUACGGCAUUCGAGAGGGAGACCACGAAGCCUGGUCAGCCAAACGGGACUGAAGGGGCCCAACAACUACUUCCUCCUCUUCUUGCUCCCGAACGUCCUGCCUCCUGGCCUGGUCUGGCUGAACCUCUUCUUCCUGUUGAACAUGGUCUUCUUCCGGCGCAGCGUCUUGGCAUCACGGCCAUGGAUCCAGUCGUCACGCUGAGCCUCCCACUUCAGCUGCUUCAGACCUGCAGAGACAAGCAGGAGGUGUCAGAGACGCACUGGCUCUGGCUAUCAUUUGGAUCAGCUGCACAGGAGAGACCUACAGUGUGAAGACGGACCCCAACAUCACACGCCCCCCUCAGCCUGUAAUAACAUUCCCCGCCUGCAGGUGUCCUACCUGCUCUGUCAGUGUUGGCCAUGGCGUUGAGCCCGAUGUUGUCAAACUUGGAGCCGGCGUUCUCAUCCAACAGGGAGCCAAACUGGAACACAACACAUUUAAUAUGCAAAAAUAAAAGCUUUUCAUAUCCAA
Monopterus albus (swamp eel) is the source of this 875-nucleotide messenger RNA. Its product is annotated as protein CEBPZOS. Lineage: Eukaryota; Metazoa; Chordata; Actinopteri; Synbranchiformes; Synbranchidae. The transcript is spliced from 5 exons. The coding region runs from base 172 to 417 and encodes 81 amino acids. The record is from RefSeq and is a predicted model, not a curated record.